Molecule: messenger RNA, 1197 nt
Organism: Thrips palmi
Lineage: Eukaryota; Metazoa; Arthropoda; Insecta; Thysanoptera; Thripidae
Exons: 8
Coding region: 1-1197 (398 amino acids)
Source: RefSeq, a predicted model, not a curated record
AUGGAGCCCGCCCUGGCCAUGCAGUCGACCUUGUUCGCCUUCUCACACCUUCUGGCUGCGCAGACGCAGGCGCCGGACAGCAGGCUGGGGUCGCUGGUGCCGCGGGACUCCGGCAGCUCGGCCGCGGGGCUGGGCAUCGAGCCCGCCAUGCAGAGCACGCUGUACGCCUUCUCGCACCUGCUGCGCAACGCGGCCUCCAGGGAGAGCCUCGCCUCCGCGCCGUCGUCCGUGUCCCCGCCCCCGGGCUCGCCCGGCCUGGGGGCGGGGGGUCUGGGGGCCGGGCUGGGGGCGGGCCUGCUGCUGCCCAACUUCACCCUCCACCUGCACCACAAGCCGAGGGCGUCCUUCAGUUUGUCCGCGUGCCGCCUCACUGCGCCGCUGCAGCACUGGAAGCCCCGAUCCAAGUCUCAGGCCAACAUUGCCUGCAACGUGGACACUGACAGCUUGGUGGUACCCGACAAUUUGUUCUCUACGCUGCGGCAGUCCAACAAGCGGCGCUCCAAGUCCCACGCCAACAUCGCCAAGGCCGUCCACAAGGACACUCCCGAGCAGGAGAUCCUCGCCUUUCAGAAGCAACUGCAAAACCUACCCGAUUUCGACUCCCCCGAGCACCCGACUGGAGGGACGGCUUCCUCCGACCCGGUGACGGCGGCGGCCGAGUUCCUGGCCAACAGGCCGUACCUGCGGCCGCGGUCGCGGUCCAUGCCGCGGGUCACCUACGAGUCGUCGCGCUACCUGACGCUGCCCGAGGAGUGGAUGCGCGAGUCGCGCGUGGAGCUGGAGCGCAACGCCCCGCUGUGCAGGGAGGUGCGCGACUUCCAGGCCAAGGUGCAGGCGUGCGGCCCGCCCUACCAGCAGUGGUGCGCCGAGCUGCGGGCAGAGUUCCCGGCACUGGCGAAGGACCCCGACCACGAGGACGAGGAGGACAAGGAGAGCACCAACCGGCAGUACUGCCACCUGGUGCAGCUGGUGGUGGGGGGAGACCUGCCAUGCUCCAAGGAGGACGCCGCCGCCCUGGCGGGCAUCCAGCUGCGCCUGGAGGAGUCCUGGGGCCGCACCACCACCAAGGACACGGGGCCCAUGUCGCCCGUCGAGGCCAGCGCGCUCAGGACCAUCUCCGAGGACAAGGUGAGGGAGCGGCGCGGCAGCGCGGCGGCGGAGGUCAAGCUGGGCGUGAGGCAGACGGCUUGUACCUAG